AUGGCUACCACACCUCAACAGGCACAACAGCAGUGCGAGCAGAUGUCAACCAAUGGGUAUUUCUGGCAAACCCUCAUGCACCGCCAUGGCCUUUGCACCCCCCGGUGGACGUCCUGCCGGACAACGAGCAGCGACCACAUCAUGGCCCUGCCACCGCCGCAUGAGCUUGCACGGCCCAUCGCCCCAUGCUUGCCCAGCCCAGGGACCGCGUCGCACACGUGCGAUGAUCCCGGGGUCUGCAACUAUGCAUACGUGCACGAUGCGGCGCCCGCUCAGGCCCCGGCGCACCGCGCAUUUUCCAACCCUGGCACCCCGUUCUCCCCGCAGUUUAGAACAUCAACCAACAUCUCGCAGUACGACCUUGUCAGCGCGCGCAACGGCAAUGGCAACGGCAGAUCGAGCAGCGGCGGCAGCAGAAGCGGCAGGGACGCGCUCCCGGGCCUGUGGCAGAUGAUUGGCGUGUUGUGGCCGCAGUCGAGAGGUCGCGCGUGCGCGAGAGAGAGCGGGAGCGGGCUGCGCGGGAGCAGGACGUACGUUCCGCCACAGACCUUUGAGUGUUGCGCUGUUCUGACGUUGGUUGUUCUGCAUGCAUCCAAAGCGGCAGCAGCAGGCGAUGGCACCCCGGGGGCUGGCCAUGGCCAUAGACGACCCACCGGCGCAGGCACCAGAGCUUGUCAGGCGCAAGCGAGAGCGGGAGUCUCCUUUGGAGCGUCAACGCAGAUCGGGUGCGGGGACGCCGCUGGAAUGUUGUUCAAGAAGCGCUUCCGGACCCGCCAGUCGGGGAGCAGCGGCGGCAUCCCCGACAUCAUGGUGGAGUCGCCAAACACCACCACAGUUUCCCGGGCCUCGACGAUUGCCGCCGCCAACCAGCCGCAUCUAUUGAGCCCAGAGAUGCAUCAGCCGUCCCUGCCGCUGCCCGCUGACGCCGCAAAUUUCGCUGUCUCCGACUCUGAUCAGUGGCCGCUACUCCCGCUGCCAGAGUUCUACCUGACCACGCCCAGCGCUGUUGGCAUCGCCAACGAGGAUGAGCGGCAGCUCCCCGCCGGGUUCGUGCCCAUGAGCACCGCCGACACCCCACACGACUUCGGCGCGCCGAAAGCGAAGGGGCCCAGAUACAGCUACGAGGUCGCGCCAAUACCCCCUGGCGUGGUCUAUCCCGAUCCGCCUGGGAGGAGAAGCGCCACACCUGGGCGGAGGAGCGCUACGCCGCACGCCGCCGCAGGGGUGUCGCUCCCACCGUCGCCAUCCAGCACGCCGAGCCCCCGCGGCCGGCGCGGCAGCCUAAGCGGCCAUUUUUCGCCCCUGUCGCUCCCGCUCGCGUUUGUGGCAUCUCCUUUCGCCCGCGCGCCGAGUGAUUAG
This is a messenger RNA of Postia placenta MAD-698-R-SB12, 1359 nucleotides long. RefSeq lists its product as hypothetical. NCBI's taxonomy places the organism in Eukaryota, Fungi, Basidiomycota, Agaricomycetes, Polyporales, Adustoporiaceae. The record is from RefSeq and is a predicted model, not a curated record. The transcript has 2 exons. Bases 1 to 1359 code for a protein of 452 amino acids.